AAUAUGUUACUAAUAUGUAUACGCUAUGCUUACAUUCCACAUCAGAUAAUUCUAAAGUUAUGUUACGGCUUAAUUCUUUAGCUCAAUUGCCCCUUUUCAGUGAUCAAUGCAGAAACAACACUUUUCACUUUCCACAAAGGGGAGGCAGUCUGGCUGGAGAAUGCCUGGCUCCUUUCUUUUUCCACAAAGUGUGAGCAUCCACUGAACUGUGCUCUGGGCUCUUGUACACACAAGCACAUGUCGAGAAUUGAUGAAGUGCAGCAGUGCCUGCAAAGAGAUGAGCUGCUGGUGUCUGCCCCGGGAGCUGCUGCUCCAACAGGAGCUCUAGGAUCUGCCCCACGAGGAAGGCAGCAGAGAGCUGCAGGGAUGGCAUCCUGUGUAGGAAGGACAGAUGCCAGGAGUCUGUGCCACCACAGCAGGGACACUCAGACACUUGCGUCCCUUGGCGUGUGGAACUCCCCCCGUUACCCCCUCUUGGAGACAGCCAGACCUGAAAGAUACCGCACAUCUCCUGGCCUGCUCCAGAUUUGACAUACAUUUCAAGGAGGCACUAGACGAGAGGAGACAACGGAAAGCGCUGGCAAGUCAAAGCUUUGUUAAAAGCUUUUAUGUGAGAUCUAAUGUCAACUUUUCCAAUGCAGGUUAGCUAUGGUGAUGAUAAAUCAUGCCCAAAAGCUUCAUUGCACUAGAACACAAAAUCCAAGAGAUUAGAAGCUGCAGAGAUAUAAGUUCAUCAUAAGUUCUGCUUUGGGAGGUGCUGAUGCCUCAUGAUCUCAGUCACCAUGGUCAGCAGGCUACCAGUGGCCAUGAUGUCACAGUAGGGUGUGGGGCAGUGGAACCCCGUGUCACAGAGGAGAGGUUCUGUGAAGCAACCUUGCAGGGUGCAAAAGGGGAGGUGUGGUGGACGAGCCCUUCACUCUGGAGUAGCGACUGGAGAGCGAGCGCAAGGAUGAGCUUGCACGUGAGGUUUGCCAAAGAGAAGCCACGCGCCUGCAUUAGGCGGACCAAGUUGCAUUUCUGGGAUGGGAUGCAGCACGUCUCCCUCAUGCCACACAUCACUGCCAAAGAGCGCAUAGCGAUCUGGGACGCGGUGGCUGUAUACAUCCAAACCCAGCUCCUGCUGCACAAGGGGGUCCGAAUUCCAACUCUUGGCUCCUUCGAUGUUGUCUCUAUCAAGGCCGGUGAUGAGGCUUUGGUUAUGCCAAGGCCUGUGUUUCGCCUGGCCAGGAAUCUUGUACAUGCUCACAGCCUUACGGAUGAUACGGAAUACCUGCCUGGCGAUAAGGAGUGUGAGCUCGUCCAGUACACCAUGGUGGCUGAAACUGCCUCUGUGUCCUGGGAGGAAGCAGAGAGCUGCAUCCGAGGCACCACAUCCCUCAUGUCUCACUGCCUGCAGAAGGGGGAGAACAUCGCCCUUGUGCUAAAGGACGUGGGAGUGCUGGUCAUUGAAGGCACAAGGGUGCAAAUGAAAUUUUAUUAUGAUUUCCUAGAGAGGUUUUCUGGGAAGGAGAACCUGGAGGAGGCCAUUUUCAAGGUGAGGGCUUGGAGUUCUAGUGGCUAGAAUCUUGGGCUGGGCCAGAGCUACAGUCCCGCCAGUUCUUGUCUUGGAUUCAUCCAGUACUGAGGGCCUCAGCCAAGCAAAGGACAUAAGCCCAUCUUCACUCACCUCCAUUGCAGAUCCCCUGGCUGAUGGACAUGAUUGUA
Messenger RNA from Meleagris gallopavo (turkey), 1704 nucleotides. Its product is annotated as coiled-coil domain-containing protein 81-like. Gene Ontology annotation, cellular component: microtubule organizing center. The record is from RefSeq and is a predicted model, not a curated record. Lineage: Eukaryota; Metazoa; Chordata; Aves; Galliformes; Phasianidae.